AUGGUGACGGGAGAAGGAUUCCCGGGAUCAACCGAGGACCGGUGUCGACUACCGGCGUACAAGCCUGCGUACCUUGGACCCUGCCAUCUAUCCGCCUUUUCAAAAGUGUCUUUGCUCAUCGUGGACUCGGGCGAGAGAAACGUCGGCGACCUUGUUGACCUCGACGUUCACUUGAUGGACGCAAGGGACAUGGCGAUAAAUCGAAAUGAUGAUGGCGCUGGGAUGACCCGGUGUCGAUGCCAGCUGUCAGCGAGCACCAGUAUGUAUUUGGAUCCAACCCCAAUUCUUCGCAUUGCAGGGUCUGUGGGAAAGCCUGCGGUACUCCGUACAAGUCAACAAAUCAACAAGCAAACACCACUGCGGCCGAGAGAAGCGGCCCUGAAGCAAGGCAGAGAAGAGCAGGGACAAGCGAGACUGGUGCGACUGCAGAGCCGCCCGCCACCCCUUACCUACCCCGUCAUUUCUGCCCCAGAACCCAGCGGUCAUGCAUGGGGUGGAGUUGAGGCCAUUCUGAGGGCAUUUUUGCAUAUUGGAGGCGGCGACCCGGAGGACUUCCAGGACUCAAGCGUCAAAGAUGUGAGAGCCAAUCCCCGUGGAUUUGAUUGCCUGACCUCUCCGUAUCGGGGCAAGUGUCUGUAUGACUACGAGAGGAAGAACUUGGAAGAAGUUGAGCCUCGAAGUCUAGGUUGGGGUUGGUUGACCGCCGUCGACCGUUGGAGUUGGAGUUGGAGUCAGAGAUGGAGUCAUGUCGAUUUGAGGAUGAUGGUGGUGACUCUGACUCGGAAGGCAAUCCGUGCCACCCCUCAGCCUCUUUCUUUUUCGUCUUCCUUUCUUCUUUUCUGCAUUUUUUGGGUCUUCUUUGUUGACAUCUCUCGACGCGGUAUGUCGAUAUCCUCAGGAGGCAUUCCCAGAGACAAAAGUGGAAGAAUGGGAGUCUUCACCCCACGGCCGCUGUCACACAAUGGGAAGGCCGGUGCUACUAUGCAUCUUGACGAACGAAAGGUGCAAGUACAACCAGGAAGCAAGAGCAAGGCAUGGUACUUUGACCAUGUACUUCCCGUCGUUCGUACUUUGGAGAACAUCAGGGUGCUUCCACUGUACUACCAACACACUCACAACUUCACGACUCCAACAACGCUCAUCAUCAGUCAAUACAAGACAGCAAUUCACACAACAACAACACCAACUGAUCUUGUCCUGCGGUGCUACACUACAAACAAUAACACCUGCAGCAACUUCAAACCCCAGCUCUGUUCCGUCCCGUCCCAUCCCAUCCCAUCCUGUUCCAGUCAACCUAACGGAACGAUGCAUGCACGGGUGUGUCUUGGUCCACCGCCCAUCACAGAUGCAGCCCCAUCGAGCCCAUCCAUGCUCCCCCUGCUGUUAGCAGCACCUCAUGCCGGGGCGGAUGCGCUGCCGCUGCAGGACCCAGACCAGCCGCCUCUGUCCCUAUCACUGAGCUCCGACGAGAGAUCCAUGUCAUCGGCUGCUCAGCGUCCUCCCUUCCCAUCUCUCUUCCAUCAUCCUCUGCCUCCUACAACAAUCCCUUUGUCUUUGCCUACCUCAACGUACCCCAUUAUCUACUUCUUCUUUACUCACCACAACCUUUCCCCCAUCAUCACUCUUCUACACUUUCCCUCGCUCUCUUCAAGUCAGCAUAUCCCGUCUGAUCUUUCUGCUGUGCCUGUUUCUUCUUCUUCCAUUCUGCUGGCCCACCCAGCGGAUGACACCAGCGCCGAUAACCUCCGACUCGACCACCACCGCACCGCAACUCCGCACAUCGCCGUCCAUUCUUCUCUGAACUCCUCCGUCCUUCUUGGAAUUCGGAUAACCACACCAGCCGCGCAUUUUGGAGCGGCUCGUUUGCGUUGCUGUUGGAGGACCUGCUUAGGAAGUCGCUUUCCCUGCUUGGCGAAAGCUUCCCCUCUGUCACCACAGCUUCUCGUUUCGACUUUCCUGCUCUGUACCGCACGCAACCGAGAGCCAUGGUCCAAGGCAGCGCUUAGCUUGUCCAUUUCGCCCUCGCCCUCGCCCUCGUUCUACGGUUCUGCAGUCAUCCAGCCCGGCUCCGUAACGCCCUUGGCCUGCUUGUGCGAUAUCGCUUCUCACCAUUCGCCGCCCGUCUCCACGGUGUUGCAACAACUACUUUCUCUCCGCCCGCCCUACGAGUUCUCCUCCCCCGACCGGCCGAUUCUCCCCUCGCUGAUGGAUGAGCAAGUUCGGUACCACCCCAACUUCGAUAUCGCGAAUACCCUCUCCCCCGCCGCCUAG
This is a messenger RNA of Colletotrichum lupini, 2271 nucleotides long. RefSeq lists its product as uncharacterized. The record is from RefSeq and is a predicted model, not a curated record. Bases 1 to 2271 code for a protein of 756 amino acids. Lineage: Eukaryota; Fungi; Ascomycota; Sordariomycetes; Glomerellales; Glomerellaceae. The transcript is spliced from 16 exons.